This is a messenger RNA of Heteronotia binoei (common prickly gecko), 1293 nucleotides long. RefSeq names its product V-type proton ATPase subunit d 1-like. Gene Ontology annotation, molecular function: proton-transporting ATPase activity, rotational mechanism. The transcript is spliced from 5 exons. Gene Ontology annotation, cellular component: proton-transporting V-type ATPase, V0 domain; early endosome; plasma membrane proton-transporting V-type ATPase complex. The record is from RefSeq and is a predicted model, not a curated record. Gene Ontology annotation, biological process: vacuolar transport; vacuolar acidification; proton transmembrane transport. NCBI's taxonomy places the organism in Eukaryota, Metazoa, Chordata, Lepidosauria, Squamata, Gekkonidae. Bases 1 to 1293 code for a protein of 430 amino acids.
AUGUUGUCGUCGUUCCCUGAGCUCUAUUUCAACGUCGUCAGUGGCUACCUGGAGGGCCUGGUGCGGGGUUUCAAGGCAGGGGUGCUGAGCCAGUCCGAUUACGUCAACCUGGUGCAGUGCGAGAGCCUGGAAGAUUUGAAGCUCCAUCUCCAGAGCACAGACUAUGGGAACUUCCUGCCAAACGAAGCCUCCCCUCUCACCGUUUCCGUCGUUGAUGACAAGCUGAAGGAGAAGAUGGUGGUGGACUUCCGCCAUAUGAGAAAUCAUGCCUAUGAACCCCUGGCCAGCUUUUUGGACUUCAUCACGUACAGCUACAUGAUUGACAACGUGAUCCUGCUCAUCACCGGGACUCUGCACCAGCGCUCCAUUGCCCAGUUGGUGCCCAAAUGCCACCCCCUGGGAAGCUUCGAGCAGAUGGAGGCAGUGAACAUUGCCCAGACUCCGGCAGAGCUGUACAAUGCCAUCCUGGUAGACACACCCCUGGCUGCCUUUUUCCAGGAUUGCAUCUCAGAGCAAGACCUUGAUGAGAUGAACAUCGAAAUUAUUCGUAAUGCGCUGUACAAGGCCUACCUUGAGUCCUUCUACAAGUUUUGCAAGAUCCUGGGAGGCACGACCGCUGAUGCCAUGUGCCCCAUCCUGGAGUUCGAAGCUGACCGGAGGGCCUUCAUUCUCACCAUCAACUCCUUUGGCACAGAACUCUCCAAGGAGGAUUGGGCCAAGCUGUUCCCCCACUGUGGGAAGCUCUAUCCAGAGGGCCUGGCUCAGCUGGCCAGAGCGGAUGACUACGAGCAAGUCAAAGCAGUAGCCGAUUACUACCCAGAAUACAAACUUCUGUUUGAAGGAGCAGGCAGCAACCCUGGUGACAAAACAACAACAACAACACAGUUAGAUAACGACAACAGUUCACAAUCUAUGACCCAGGAACCAGAUCCAGCUGCUGUGAUCUUUUGUUCUGUAGAAACAAGGUUGUCCAUUCCAACAAUACUGAAACAGUCUUCUAUUCUGAAUUGCAGGAACAGAUCUAUUGCAGGAGUGGAAUCUCUAGACGAGUAUGAAAAGAGAGCGGAAGAAUUGGCCCAGAACUGCUGGGAAGCAGAAAUGGCCAUGAUCAAAAAAUGGCACUACGAGUGCGUGGAUCUCUUAAGAUGUCAUCCAUGUUGUGGAAUAUCUCCUGAUUUCGAGGAGGAAGAUCUAAGCGAGGAUGAUCCCAGCAUGGAAAACCAACAAUGUGGCGGAGAGGAAGAUGAAAAUGAGAUCGAGGAAGAGAAGGUGAAAGAGAAAGUUCACUUUUAG